AUGUCGUAUAACCAAAAUUAUUAUAAUUUUCGAGGGAACAGUUUUACAUUCCGACAUAAUUAUCCACCACCUAACUAUAUACCAGGACCACCACCUCCUCCGUUGUAUUAUAUUCCGCCUAUUGCACAUCCAAAUGCUGAUACACCUGAAACAGAUCAGGAAUUCAUAACAAAAUUCGAACUAAAAACUACAACUAACAAUUCCGAAUCAAAACAAAAAUCAACAUCUAUAUCCAAAGUCAGAGAUGACAUAAACAAUAUAGUUUUAUCUGUGGAUAUUAUUAAAAGCAAAGAGAAAUAUUUGGCUGACAAUCUAAAAACACUGUCUGAUGAUGAAUGGCAGUCCAGGGUUGAAGAAAUUGAGCAAUGUAAAGCGAGUAUUAAUAAUUCACUCUCUAAUAUUAACAAUUUGCACAUGGAUACAUUGAAAAAGGUUAUAACAAAGAGGAUAGCGAAAAGGUUGAGAUUGAAGAGGUUACGCUUAGAAAGGAAGAAAGAGAAAGGAGACACCAUCCGAAGAUUGGAAGAGAAGUCGCGAAAGAUUGAUGAGAAUCUUCAGAAAAUUAAGGAUGAUAUUCUUAAAGUUAAACAGGAAGUGGAAGCCAAAUUGCAAGCAGAUAUGGUACUGAAGGAAGUUAUCAGGAAAAAGAGUGAUGCUAAGAAAUGUCUCGCAAAACUGGAUGCUCUGGUGAAGCUUCGUAAAGCUCGACAGAAUACAGCUAAAGGACGGGGUGCUCACGUGUCUGAAAAGGAAGCUGAAGAAUUUAUUAAUAGUAUUGAAAAAUUAAAGUCCUUAUGGGUAGAAAAACUGGCCGCGUAUGAUAAAGAAGAGAUGGAGUUACGUGAUAAGUUGCAGCAGGACAGUCAACAGAAUGAACUCAGCAAUGUGAGGGCAGAGCACAUUGUGGAGAACUUGAGCAUGUGGCGGGAGUGUCUGUUUGGUGGGUCACUGCCUCAGGUUGAUUUCUGUGGCGACCUCACCAAAUUUGUUGGUGUUAGAUCUCAAUGGGACCAGUUUGCAAGCGACGAAGGAUCUCCUCUUCCUGUUGGGUGGAUAAUACCACAAAUAAAAAACCCAUAGAGAAUGUGGGACGCAAAAUUUUUAUACUAACAAAUGGGUUACAGAUUGAAUUAUCUAUGCUAAUAAUCUAAAAACUAUAUGAAGAUUGCAACAUAAUGUUAUUGAAAUAAUUUUCUGGUUUUUGCAUUGUCUUUCAUCUCGCUUACACAAUUGUAGGAGCAUAUAUAUAUGCAAAAUAACCAUAUCUUAAAUUUAGAGAAGUUUAUAUUGUUACAAUGAUGUUUUCCAUCUCCCUUACAUUGUAAACCAUAGAUGUUGAAUGAUUGAUGUCUAUGGUGUCAUUGCUCUUACCUUCCAGUAAUGGUAUAUCCAACCGAUUCGAUAUUGAAAUUUCGGUUUUAAUAUUCUAUAGGUAAGAAAAGAGCU
Molecule: messenger RNA, 1446 nt
Organism: Achroia grisella
Lineage: Eukaryota; Metazoa; Arthropoda; Insecta; Lepidoptera; Pyralidae
Product: inner centromere protein-like
Exons: 4
Coding region: 1-1080 (359 amino acids)
Source: RefSeq, a predicted model, not a curated record